Myotis daubentonii (Daubenton's bat) is the source of this 1637-nucleotide messenger RNA. It is a transcript of the gene KRT23, whose product is annotated as keratin 23. Gene Ontology annotation, cellular component: cytoskeleton. Gene Ontology annotation, molecular function: structural molecule activity. Gene Ontology annotation, biological process: intermediate filament organization; epithelial cell differentiation. The record is from RefSeq and is a predicted model, not a curated record. NCBI's taxonomy places the organism in Eukaryota, Metazoa, Chordata, Mammalia, Chiroptera, Vespertilionidae.
GCAGCUCAGUUCUGCGGUGCCAGGGAGCAGAGCAGAGCCCAGCCCCGCCCCACACACAAAUGGGACCAUGAGCUCCAGCCACAGCUUCAGCCAGAUCCCCUCUGGCUCCCUCCCUGGCACCAGAGGUGGCUGGGGCCGGCCGGGGGGCUUCCCCCGGGCUCCCAGCGUCCACGGGGGUGCAGGGGGCAUCCGCAUCUCCCUUUCCUUCACCUCCCCAAGCUGCCUGCCCCCGGGAAGGUCUUGGGGGUCUGGAAGAGGCAGCUCCCUCCUAGGUGGAAAUGGGAAGGUGACGAUGCAGAACCUCAAUGAGCGCCUGGCCUCCUACCUGGACAAGGUGCGUGCUCUGGAGGAGGCCAACGUGAAGCUCGAGAGCCGCAUCCUGAAGUGGCACCAGGAGAGAGACCCUGGCAGCAAGCAAGAUUAUUCCCAGUAUGAGGAGAACAUCAGCCGCCUGCAGGAGCAGAUAGUGGACGGCAAGCUGACCAAUGCUCAGGUGUUUCUUCUCCUUGACAACGCCAGGAUGGCAGUGGAUGACUUCAACCUCAAGUAUGAAAAUGAACACUCCUUCAAGAAAGACUUGGAAAUUGGAGUGGAGAGUCUCCGAAAGACCUUGGAUGAUCUAACCAUUGUCACAACAGACCUGGAACAGGAGGUCGAGGGGUUGAGGAAAGAGCUCAUCCUCAUGAAGAAGCACCAUGAGCAGGAAAUGGAGGGACAGCCUGUGCCAAAUGACUUCAAGGUCAACGUGAAGCUGAAUACCACCCCAGGGGAAGAUCUGAUUAAGAUCCUGGAGGACAUGCGGCAAGAAUAUGAGUUUAUGAUAAAGAAGAAGCAUCGAGACUUGGAUGCUUGGUAUAAAGAGCAGUCAGCAGCCAUUGCCCAGGAGACCGCCGGCCCAACCGCUGUGCAGACCAACCAGGGCAACAUCCAUGAGCUGAAGCGCACUUUCCAGGCCCUGGAGAUUGACCUGCAGGCGCAGCGCAACAGGAAAUCUGCUUUGGAAAACAUGUUGUCGGAGACCCAGUCUCGGUACUCCUGCCAGCUCCAGGACAUGCAACGCAUCAUCUCCCACUACGAGGAGGAGCUGCUGCAGCUGCGCCGUGACCUGGAGCGGCAGAACAGCGAAUACAAGAUCCUCCUGGGCAUCAAAACCCACCUCGAGAAGGAAAUCUCCACCUACCGCCAGCUACUGGAGGGCGAGAGCCAAGGAACAACAGAGGAAUCUAAGCUGAGCACGAGAGCUGUGGCGCCCAAGAUCAAGACCAUCACACGGGAGAGCAUCAAUGGAAGAAUAAUUUAUUCUCAAGUGAACGAGAUCCAAAAGUACGCAUGAGGCUAAUAAAAGUUUCUGCCUGUUGUAAAAACUAUUUUUCUGCAAUGGAGAGUCCCUUCCUUGCCCAGACACAAACGGGUGAGUCCUAAGAGGUAUCCUUGGAGUUAUCAAACUCAACAACAUUUUUCUCUGUAACCAUCUCAUCAGACAUCCCAUAAUGAUCUUAAUAUACUGCUGUACGUUUGAAUCAGAGUAUGAGUUCAUGAGCUUAAAGCUCUACUUUCCCACUGCAAUCUUCAGAGUCCAUCAUUGUGUAUCUGUUUAAUAGCCAAUAAACCUCCAUACAGCUGCAUCAUGUCUCCUU